UCAACAAAUCUAGGUCAAGCAGCCAAAGCUGAACGUGAGCAACAAACGAGGAAUUAUCUUCUCGCUUAGUUGCCACAUAGAACAACCGCGAUCAUUAUGCGGAUCAUCGUUUUACUCACGAACAACUCCGAGGAUGGUGUAGAAUAGAUCAGCGAUGUUUCAUCGAGUGGUUUCCAUGGAUAAUCUUCGAAAGUUGCCAGCGCAGGCCGCCGGGGGUUUGUUACCCGUGUUGGGGCAGUCCUCAAAAUUUGAUGAGGUCCUCGUCAACUUAGAACUUCCAUCGCCAUCGGCCGAGGCCCAGGAGAAAGCGUUUGUACCAACAGACGCUGGGAUAGUGUCAAAUGAAACCACAGCUACAGUUGAGACGCCUUCAAAACGCUCAAACUGUUUGCAAUUUUCUUUAUCAACGGUUGUGGUCAUAGCUGUUGUACUGUUUAUGCUAAUACUGUGCAGGGAAUACAUAAAGAUUCUCUUAAUUUGGCUAGGAGAACUUGACGUCUGGCAAGGCUGCCUGAUUUAUCUAGUCCUUUUCACUGUUGUGUCUUUCCCAAUGACUUGGGGUUAUGUUCUGUUAAACAUAUCAUGCGGAUACCUCUAUGGCUGUAUAUUUGGCACCUUCACUGUUAUAUUAUGUGUGUUAAUUGGAGUCACGAUAUCACAUUUUGUUGUAAAACAUUUCUUUUAUGACUGUGUUAGCACUAGGCUACAAAACGAGAACUUAAUGGCGGUGGUGAAGGUCAUCGAAGGAAAGCAAGGGUUUAAAGUUGUGGCCCUUGCAAGGCUGACACCAAUUCCAUUUGGAUUACAGAACGGGCUGUUUGCAAUAACCCAGAUGAGUGCUGUCAAAUACCUGUGUGCAUCCACCCUGGGUCUUCUUCCCACACAGAUCCUCAAUGCUUACAUUGGCUCCACUCUCAGGUCUAUGGAGGAUGUACUCUCAGAUGACUCUAACCAGACAACAGGAUGGAUUGUUUUUAUUACUCAGUUAGUGUUCACUGUCCUCCUCAUGUUCUUUGUGGUCCGUAAAGCAAGAAAUGAACUUAAGAAGACAGUAGACGAGCAGGAGACGGGCGAGGACUUGGUUCUCAUCGAGGAUGAUUCAGCCGAUCCAGACGGCUAUGUGAAAAUCACCAUCCCAUCAUCAUCCUCCCCAGAACUUUCCAAUGGCUACGCAACAAGAAGUAAACAGUUGCCUCCGUAAUCUCCAAGAUAAGAGCAACUAGGUACAAAAAUAAAUAAGUAGAUAAAUAAAUGGAAAAAGGCCAGUUGGGUUUUGAGAGGGCAGGUGAAUACAAAAUCUUAAUGCCACUGAUGAGACUUUUCCGACCUUUGUCGGAAUUCAGACUUCUUCAGUGUCAUUUGGGUCAUUCUUGUGAAUUGUGUACCCUGGACCCCAGCCAAUUUUCCUACUUUUUCGGUGAGGACUGGUCUCAUCCCUAAAUGUGAUCUCAUUUGAAUAAAACCUAGGGUAGCUCAAUGCUUAGUUAUAUUAAAUAUGUUUAAAAGUUAAUUAAAUUUUCUAUUUAUUAUUAUUAUUUUUUUUUUUUGCCAGUGGCUAAACUGUUUUAAGAUGAUUGAAAAAUGCAUAAUGUUUGUGGUAAUGGUUGUUGCUUGACCGUAAUCUGUAGUUCUGCUCAAAAAAAGGUUUGGGUUCAGGUUAGUAGUUUUACUGGUGUUAUAUGGGAAAGCAAACUUAGUGCCUGGGGUGAGAAACAUCAAGCUGUGCAUACUGAAUUCUAACCAAGACACACUUGAACCAAGUUGCUGUGUAGAGGAUGUAUUUUUUCAUUGUUUGUACAUGAUGUAUUAUUCAAACAUAUAAAUUUAUGAAGCUGUAACCUUCACUCGUCAGACCAUAAAUUUAUCAAAAUAGCACCAGUGGCAAGGACUGAAAUUGCACCCUUCUCUUAAAAUCUGACACCUAACUUUUAAAGAGAACUAUUGUGAAUCAGCUCAAAAGUACAAGUCAGUUUUGUUAUAUUUUAUU
Messenger RNA from Lingula anatina, 1987 nucleotides. RefSeq names its product transmembrane protein 64. NCBI's taxonomy places the organism in Eukaryota, Metazoa, Brachiopoda, Lingulata, Lingulida, Lingulidae. Gene Ontology annotation, biological process: regulation of cytosolic calcium ion concentration. The record is from RefSeq and is a predicted model, not a curated record. Gene Ontology annotation, cellular component: endoplasmic reticulum.